AUGACCUCAUACCCCGACAAAUUCACGGGCUUCCAGGUCAAGAGCGCCGACACCUGGCAGGAAGUCCACAAACAGGAGUUCGACCCCAAGCCCUUUGGCGACUACGACGUCGACAUCAAGAUUGAGUGCUGCGGCGUCUGCUCCAGUGACAUUCAUACCGUCCGCGGCGACUGGGGGGCCCAGCCCUACCCUUUGGCGGUUGGUCAUGAGAUCGUCGGCAAGGCGAUCAAGGUCGGUCCCAAAGUCACCCUCGUCAAGGAAGGCGACCGUGUCGGCGUCGGCGCCCAGUCCUAUGCCUGCCUGAACUGCAGGCAGUGCAAGAACGACAACGAGACAUACUGCCGAGACCAGCUCGAUACCUAUGGCGCUACUUGGCCCGACUCGGGCGCCAUUUCGCAGGGCGGCUAUUCUUCUCAUGUCCGCACCCACCAGCACUGGGUGUUUCCGAUCCCCGACAGCCUUCCGAGCGAGAUCGCCGCCCCCAUGCUAUGCGCCGGCCUAACCGCCUACGCCCCCCUAGUACGCAACGGCGCCGGCCCAGGCAAGAAAGUAGGCGUUGUAGGAAUUGGCGGCAUCGGCCACUUCGGCAUCCUCUUCGCCAAAGCCCUCGGCGCCCAAGUAUGGGCCAUCUCGCGGUCGCGGUCCAAGGAGGCCGACGCGCUCCAGAUGGGCGCCGACGGCUUCAUCGCCACGGCAGAGGACCAGUGGAACGAGCCGCACCGGAUGACCUUCGACCUGAUCGUCAACACCGCCAGCUCGACCGAGGACUUCGACCUCUCCACCUACCUGACCCUGCUCGACGUCCACGGCAGGUGGGUGUCCGUCGGCCUCCCCGGCGGCGGCGGCUUCACUGUGCGCAACCAGGACUUCAUCCCCAACGGGUGCUUCAUCGGCAGCUCCCAUCUCGGCAGCCGCCGCGAGACGUUGGAAAUGCUGCAGCUUGCUGCCGACAAGAAGCUGUUUACCUGGGUUGAGAAGAUCCCCAUCAGUCCCGAGGGUCUCAAGAAGGCGUUCCAGGGUGUCGACGCUUCCAAGGUCCGCUAUCGGUACUGCAUGACCAACUACGAUGAUGCAUUUGGCGUGUAG
This is a messenger RNA of Sodiomyces alkalinus F11, 1086 nucleotides long. RefSeq names its product NADP-dependent alcohol dehydrogenase. The record is from RefSeq and is a predicted model, not a curated record. The transcript is spliced from 3 exons. Bases 1 to 1086 code for a protein of 361 amino acids. Gene Ontology annotation, biological process: alcohol metabolic process. NCBI's taxonomy places the organism in Eukaryota, Fungi, Ascomycota, Sordariomycetes, Glomerellales, Plectosphaerellaceae. Gene Ontology annotation, molecular function: zinc ion binding; alcohol dehydrogenase (NADP+) activity.